AAAUAUGGUGGCUCAGUAGUUCAGGCUCUGGGUUACUGAUCAGAAUGUCGGGUAACUGCCAAGCUGCCAAUGUUGGGCCCCUGAGCAAGGCCUGCAUUAUGGCUGACCCUGUGCCCUGACCCCAGCUUCCUAACAAGCUGGGAUAUGUGAAGAAAAGAAUUUCACUGUGCUGUAAUGUAUAUGUGACAAAUAAAGGCUGCUUCUUCACUGGGUGGUUUUUCAAUAAUGACUUACUGAUUAUUAAAACCAAAAAUCGAUCUUUACUUCUGUAAACUGAUCCCAUCAGAUCUAGCGCACUAGAUUGAAAUGAAAUGCCGCUGGAUGACUUAAUGGGCAAAGUAUGUGCAAGAAAGCUCACAAACAUCAUACAUCUAGCUCUCCCAAACCAACCAACCUUAGAUAGGAACAGAUUUUCCCUUAACUAUUUGUCAUUUUCCUGAUGAAAUACUUGGGAAUAAUACCAUGUCUGUCUCACACUACUGUAACCUACAUUGCAAUGGUUUUGUGGCAUUUUAAACAUGACUCUGGUUGAGAAUAUAUCUCAGAAACAAUUAUUUGUCCAAUAGCAUUUCAGGAAAUUACACAUUUUUACUGCGACGUCUCACCGGAGCUAAUUGGAUUCUGUCAUCCUCUCAAUUGUCUCAUUUAAAGAGGGGACUCACCAAAGCACGCCACUUUUUUUUUUUUUCACUUUUCCAUCACCAGCCAUGGAAACCUAUUUUCCUUUCCAACGUCUGGGAUGAGCCAUCAAGCAGCGCGGGCAGAAGAAUGCAAGCGCCAUGGCAACAUGAUGGGGCACAGGUGGCAUGGCACAUUGGGCUAAAUAAAAGGUGGCAGGAGAGGCAAUUGGCCCUCGGCCAUCAAAUUAAAGUAAUCAAUAGACCGGGUGACACGGUAGCUCCUUACCUUCCUAACAUUCACUCUUUUUUUGGUCUCUGACCUGGAGCGUGAGAAAGGUGCUAUGUAAAGAGAAAGAAGAAUUAUUACGGAAGAGCCGCAGCCCUCAUAGCACUCACAUCCCUGCUGAUUCUUUAUUUCCACUUGCUCUGUUCUCAUUUAACCUGCACUGUGUGUUAAUACAUUUGAUUAUGCAUGAAGUAGGAGGUUCGACUGGUUUUUAACCUCUUUGGAUAAAGAGAAAUUUAAAACCAUAUCGAUUGCUUCCAGUCAUUUAAAAAAAAAAAUGAUGAUAUCUCAGAAAAGCAUAUUGUGACAAUAUGGAAUUAUAUCAUCAUAUCACCCAGCACUAGUUGAUGUGGUAUGAUACGGAAGAAAGUCAGAGAGCCGUGUCCUGGGAAAGGCCAUUCUCUAUGCCUGGGGGCUUUAAAGUUCUGUCUCCUAAAAUAUCUUUAAGCUUUUUGUUUGCUCCUUAUACUUAAAACAUUGCUUUUUUAACAUCAUUUGUCACAGGCUUAUUUUAGUCAUUUUGAGCUUUUUGCAUGCAACUCAAACACUACAGUCAUGAAAGGUUUAAAAUGUCAGAGCAUGAUUAGAAGUUAGUGUGCUUCUUUCCAGUCACUUUGCCCUGAAAAAGCAGCUGAGGUCAUGCAAAUAUACAGUGCAAGUACCCCAUAUAAAGAGAAGCUAAUGUGUUGACAUAAAAUGAAUCAAGCUGGCAAGUUUGGAAUCUCUUCUGACAACCAGAGCAGAUAACAUUUUACACCUAGCAAAUCAUUUUUCAUGCUAAUGCAAAUAAAAUAGCUGUGGCAUGUCACAUGUCCAUUUGUCUUGCCAAGUGCGUCAUGAAGAUUCUUCUUCUUUUGUUUUUUUUUUUUUCAUGUUUAUCAUUCAAGCCUCCAAAAGGCAGCAUUCUAUGAUUGGGUGAUUGCCAGAUACUAUUUAAUAAACCAAAUUGCAAUCAAAUAUAACAGAGCAAAAAAAGAUUGACAGCAUGCCUUCAUUAGGCACCUAUGUUUCGUCAUUUUUAUAGAUACUUUAUGAAAAGGAAUUGCCCUCGUUGUCCUUCAAAAUAAAAAUGAGAAGAAAUAAGAGACUACUGUCCUCUUGUGGAAGGAAAGAGGACAACACCCUUUGAGAGAUUUCAGUUGUAAUUGUAUAGCACCUAUAGAUAUAAGAUAUGCAUAAGAGAUUAUUAAUAGAUUCUAUAAGUAAUAUAUGAUCAUGAUAUGUCAGUAUAUGUAUAUUAGGAUUAUAUACAAAUUAAUGAAUCUGUACAUAAUGUGUUCUUGCAGGUUAUAAUUGCAAACUAGGGAAAAUCACUUCCCCUUCAUUGCCUCAGGUACAAGAAUAGUCUGGACUGUUCAACAAACACAAAGGCAUAAUCAUACCACUUCCCCCAUGUCUGCUUGGACUGAAUAUAUAUGAACUGGGGUGAUUUCUACAGGUCAGUGUAUAGUAGGAAAUCUAUCCAGACGCAGGUGUCGGUCAAAAUUACUGACAUGAAGGAUUCAGAUGGGACUAAAAUUACAGAGAUCGCUUACUCCACUAAUAAUAAUAAAGUCCAAAAUGGCCUUUAGACUGUACAUCCUUGCAUCAAAUCUUUUUAACUGUGACAGACUGAAGUUUGUUUGUGUGAGUGUUUAUAAGAUUUCAUUAGGUCUCAUUUUUGGCUGCUCAUCAUUUUCACUUGUAAGCAGUGCAAAACAAAAUGAGAUUAAAGAAGCCUGUCUUGUUGCUCAGCCAGUAAUGUGAUUUUUUUGUUGGUAGAUUAGUAUUGGUACGCUAUAUGGCCAAAAGUUUGUGGACACCUGACCAUCAAACUUAUAUGUGGGCCUUCCACAAAGUUGGAGGCACACGAUUGUCUAGAAUCGCUUUGUAUGCUGUAAGAUUACAACUUCCUUUCACUGGAACUAAGAGACUCAAACCUGUUCCAGCAUGACAGUGCUGCUGUGCACAAAGUGAAGUCCAUGAAGACAUGGUUUGCCAAGGUUGGAGUGGAAGAACUUGAGUGAUCUUCACAGAGCCCUGACCUCAACCCCAGUGAACACCUUUAGGAUGAACUGGAACGACUGUGCACCAGGCCUCCUCGCCCGACAUCAGUGCCCGACCUCACUAAUGCUCUUGUAGCUGAAUGAACAAAUUCCCAUAGCCACACUCCAAAAUCUAGUGGAAAGCCUUCCUAAGAAGAGUGGAGGUUAUUAUAAUAGCAAAGGGGGACUAAAGCUGGAAUGGAAUGUUCAAAAAGCACAUCUGGGUGUGGUGGUCAGGUGUCCACAAACUUUUGGCCAUAUAGUGCAUCUGUUUCAUAAUCUUUCAUGAACCUAAGGAGUGCAGUUACACUUUAAAUAUGUUGCCUCUCAUGUGCAUAUCAAACUGCAGAGUUCGUUUUCUAUGUCUGUGGACUGUAGAAGCCAACGUAGAAUAGAGUAUGUGACCAUCCAGGCUACCACAUAACUCUUCUAAUAACCUAUUUUAAGUUUUAAAUCAAAAUAGAAUAAUUUUUCCUACAUGAACCUUUGUAUUUCAGCUUGUCUAGUCAACAUUAAAAAAUAAUAUUAUAUGAGUUUAUACAUACUAUCAAGAAUAUAUUGUUUAAAACUCUGUUCUUAGGUGUUUGAGCAAUCCUUGUAUGAAAAGGAAAAAUGAAUAUUUUAUUUUUUUACCAUGUUAGUGAAGAAUAAUGUAAUAUUCUGUGAGACAUAAAUGGACCCAGUUGAAUAGUAAAAGUCAUUGAAAGAGUGGAUAGAUGUAAUGGAAACUAAAUGAAAAGGUAAUUUGAACAAAAGACAUUGUAAUAUAAAUUUGAAUACUAAUACUUACAUAGUAAAGUAAUAUUUUAUGAGAAAAUGUCUAGAAUUAUGCUGCCUUCAUGUGCUGUUGGAAUUAUCCUACUUCCCACUUCUGAAGUGGUAAUUACGAGUAUGUCAUGUUCACAUGCUUUGGUGUCAGAAAGAACAUGAAACAGAUACAUUCAUACAUAUUUUCUUUUUCUUUUCUUUUCCUUUUAUUUUGACAACAUAACACAUAUUACUGACUUAGCUAGCUUGCUGACGUUGAUGGGAUUUUGGUCAAAUACAAGCUAUUUUAACGGUAUAAAAACGUACAACAUGCAUAGAGUGGUUGCUAAUGUACAUAAAUGAAUAUGACCAAAACGGCAAGCUCCAUGUUUUAUUAGCUGCAUGUAGAAAAAUGAACAAAACAAAAUCAUUCAGUACUGAAACUGUACUCUCCUCCGCCAUGUUGAAAGUUUAGGACUCCUCCCAUCUUGGAAACUCGGUUUCUGAGUUUCUCAGUCGUAAUUACGACUUGAGGGGUCAUUCAUGUGCAACUUCCUAGUGGGAAACUCGUAUUUACGAUAAUUCUGAUAGCAUGGGAAGGCAGCAUUAGCCACAGAAGUUUCAGAGGGUUCAGAAGCUCUUGCUGAGAAAACGCAGCCGACCAAACCCUUUUACCAAAUAGAGGAAAUAUUAUAUUAACCUAUUUGAUGUGCUGCAAACAACGCAUAGGUCUACAUUUUUGACUGCUAUAGUUUGAUCAAAUACACACAUUUUUUUGUGCGUACCCGGAGACUACUAAACCCUUGUGUGCCCAGAACAGCUUCCCUGGUUGUCCCUCCAUGACAUUAGGACUGUGUAUAUUAUUUAGUCUGUCAUUCCAUAUUUUUAUGACUUUGCAGUUGUUGUUAGUGUGCCUUGCACGAGACAUACUUUCCCUCAGAAACUGAAAUAAACCGGAAACAUCUGUUAGCAAAAUGUUGCUUGUAAACACGAUGUGGAAUCACAGUGCUCCACUCUGUUCAGUGCAAAGCAGCUUAAAACCGGAGAGUUUGCCAUGUCAGCUUGCUCUAGAAUUGCAUAUGCAAACAUUUAGGCAAAACUUCCUCAUCCAAAUGAGACUCAUGUAGCAUUUAGCAUUUGGGGGAUUAUUGCUUGGAUGUGCCUAUUUAUAUUCUGGUGCUGAGUACUCAUUAUAGUCUGACACUGAGGUAGCUGUUUAGCAGUGCACUUAGUCAGUGGCCAUGGGCGUAGGUAAAAACCUUUAAGCCGGUUGAGCUGUUUGAAGGCUUAACCUUUUUUCUCUAUGCACACUACACUGGGGUUUAUUGCGCCUCAGCGUAAUGUCUUAGGAAAAACACAGGAGCUCUAUAUUAUUACUACAUUACUUUAUAUGCUGAUAUGAAAUGAUGGUUUUUAGACUAGUGUGUAACAUGUAAUACUGUGGUAAACUUGUCUUACACCGUGGUUUGAUUGCAGUAAGAAAGCAAAUUGAUCCUGCAGCAAGGGAACCAAACAUUCUGUGUAUUUUGGGUGGCGAGAAUAAUUUUUUUAUAUAAAUGAGAGCAGCUAAACUGAGCCAAAGGACAGAGCUGUAGAAAUGUGAGGUAAUAAACUUAAAAGAAAAAAGAAAAAAGAGAGAAUAAACAGUGAAUGUGAUGCACAAAAUGUUUAAAACUAGUUAUUUCGGUAGUUAUCUAGUUUUAUUUAUUAAGUUCUCUGUGCUAGGGUGAGUAGCUGUGCUUUGCCAAGUGCAAACAUUUACCUUUUACCAUCUCCGUAUUACUAAUGAACGAGGACGUCUUCAGCCCUACAUGCCAAUGUUUUCUGGUUCAUUUAAUGAUGUUUAGCUUGAAACUAAUCCAAACCAAAUAGCAAACGAAUCAAAAGUAUGAGUUUACGCUUUAAUUAGGACUCAGUACUCGGAAUAAUAGGCGCCUGUGUUCAAACUAACAUCUUUAGUCAGGGUUAAUAAGAAGAAUGUCUAUUCCUUCAUAUAAAUCCGGAGCCACUGAGGUGACGUGAUGGGAAAUUUUUUAAUAAGGUGUGGGCAGGAAUUAAUAUAUUAAAUGCCACAAGCUAUAAAUUAAUUUAUUAAGACUACUUUAAAAUAAGUGAGACGGAGUGAAUAGACUUUUUUCACUCAUUCCGACAGUAUAAGUGCAGGCCACGUAUUAAAUAUGACAUUUCGACAACAUAUUAAGUCGUGAGCUCAAGCUACACAAUAAAUGUCCUUGAAUUUGUCCACAUAUUCAGCUUGUGGCCUCAUAAUAUUAUCUCACAGCCUCAGUAUAUUAACUCCCAGCCACACCUUUUUAAAAAUAACCACAAUGUCACCUCAGCGGCUCUGGGUUUAAAUGAUAAAAAAACAUCAGUGUUUCAGACUUAAAGCUCUGUCCGUACACGCGCACACACACAUCUCACCUCGGGUCUCUAUGAGUUUCUCUGCAUUGCAACCAGUGAAGAAGCGCUGUCAGCUAAGUGUAGUAAAAAUGAAAGUUGAUUUGCUGAUCUGAGGAAGUGUUUACAGUGACACAGUCUGAGGCUGAAGAGGAAAGGGGAGGGAGGCCCUGAGCUGAGGACUCUGUAUGUCCAAGCCUUAAUGAGAUUAAGGUGAGAAAAGAGACGGCAGGGUGAACUGAGGCUGAAAGGGAGUGGGGUUGGACGUGCAAAGGGGAGUAGGGAGUAGAAGAGGCAAGGAAGCAGCUGGCACGAGGCUCAAACUCAAGCUCCUCUCACAGGAAAUAAAGAGCCACGGUGAGAAUGGACUGGCACAGGGAGCCCCCGGGCAAAUUUAUUGCCUGCAGCUUCAGUGUAUACAAAGGCAUGAAGAGGAAGCACCUGCUUCGAUCCUAUAGUUUUGACGUGGACAAUGGCACGUCUUCAGGAAGGAGUCCCCUGGAUCCCAUGACCAGUCCAGGCUCUGGCCUCAUCCUCCAGGCCAACUUUCCCCACAGCCAGAGGAGGGAGUCCUUCCUCUACCGCUCAGACAGCGACUAUGACCUGUCGCCUAAGUCCAUGUCCCGCAACUCGUCCAUCGCCAGCGACAUGAAUAACCAUCUGCAGAGGCCAGGCCUGGUGUCUCGGCGCUCUGAGCCGGUUAUUAGUGGAACUCAUGGGGACGACCUGAUUGUAACACCGUUUGCCCAGGUACUGGCCAGUUUGAGAACAGUACGGAACAAUUUUGCAGCAUUAACCAACUUGCAGCAAGAAAGAACCACUAAUAAGAGGGCUCCCAUGUGUAACCCAUCGCCUCUCCCAAAAGCCUCCUUCACAGAGGAGGCCUACCAGAAGCUGGCCACCGAGACAUUGGAGGAGCUUGACUGGUGCCUGGACCAGCUGGAGACACUGCAGACGCGCCACUCUGUCAGUGAGAUGGCCUCCAACAAGUUCAAGAGGAUGUUGAACAGGGAGCUCACCCACCUGUCUGAGAUGAGCCGAUCUGGAAACCAGGUCUCCGAGUUCAUCUCCAACACCUUCUUAGACAAGCAGCAUGACGUGGAAAUGCCCUCGCCUCACACUCAGAAGGAGAAGGAGAAAAAAAAAAAGCCCAUGUCACAAAUAAGUGGAGUGAAGAAGCUAAUGCACAGUACCAGCCUCACCAACUCUAACAUCCCUCGCUUUGGGGUCAAAACAGAUACUGAAGACUCCUUAGCCAAGGAACUGGAAGAUGUCAAUAAAUGGGGCCUUAAUGUUUUCAGAGUCACAGAGUUUUCUGGAAACAGGCCGUUAACAGUGAUGAUGUACACAAUCUUUCAGGAGAGAGACUUGCUCAAGACAUUUAAAAUUCCAUUAGACACGUUUAUAACCUACCUGAUGACCUUAGAAGACCAUUACCAUGCAGACGUGGCAUAUCAUAACAAUAUUCAUGCUGCUGAUGUAACGCAGUCCACACACGUGCUGCUUUCCACGCCUGCUUUAGAGGCUGUUUUCACAGACCUCGAAAUUCUUGCUGCCAUUUUUGCCAGUGCUAUUCAUGACGUUGACCACCCGGGUGUCUCAAACCAGUUCCUCAUUAACACCAACUCGGAGUUGGCCCUCAUGUACAAUGACUCUUCAGUGCUGGAGAACCAUCAUCUGGCUGUAGGCUUUAAGCUGCUCCAGGAAGAGAACUGUGACAUCUUCCAGAACCUUACCAAAAAACAGAGACAAUCCCUCCGGAAGAUGGUGAUCGACAUCGUAUUAGCCACUGAUAUGUCGAAACACAUGAACCUACUGGCUGACUUGAAAACGAUGGUCGAGACAAAGAAAGUGACCAGUUCUGGAGUCCUGCUGUUGGAUAAUUAUUCAGACAGGAUACAAGUGCUACAGAACAUGGUGCACUGUGCAGACCUGAGUAACCCCACCAAACCACUGCAGCUGUACCGCCAAUGGACAGACCGCAUCAUGGAGGAGUUCUUCAGCCAGGGUGACCGUGAGAGGGAACGUGGCAUGGAGAUCAGUCCCAUGUGUGACAAACACAAUGCCUCGGUGGAGAAAUCCCAGGUGGGCUUUAUUGAUUACAUUGUCCACCCUCUGUGGGAGACAUGGGCUGACCUGGUGCACCCGGAUGCUCAGGACAUCCUGGACACGCUGGAGGACAACAGAGAGUGGUACCAGAGCACUAUCCCUCAGAGCCCUUCUCCUGCACCAGAGCAGAAUGACGAGAGCGGACGACCCGCUGCGACGAACACCACCGACAAGUUCCAGUUCGAGCUCACGCUGGAGGAGGACGGAGAAACUGAUACGGAGAAGGACAGCGGCAGUCAGGCUGAGGAAGAGGAAGAGGAGGAGGAAGAGGAGGAGGACGAGGACUCCAAAACGCUCUGCACGCAGAACUCUGAGUGUACUGAGAUCCCGCUGGAUGAGCAGGCGGAGGGAGAGGAGGGAGAGGAGGAAGGGCAGGUGUGUGAGGAAGCUUCUGUAGAACCAAUUAUGGUAGAGGAAGAGGAUGAGGAUGAGGAGGAGGAGGAGGAAGGAACGUAGCAGUGCAGGACACAUUCACUCACUGCUAACUAUGUCUCAGUGAAAUGCACAGGCAGAGGGAAGAUUAAUAAUGGCGGGAGGAGGAAAGUUCCAAAGCGCACUUUGCACUCCAUGACCUCGGCCGCUGCUCUCUCCUGGACACACGAGGACACACACACUCUGGUACAUUGUCCUUUUUUGCACUCAGGAAUAACAUUUUAUUUUUCUUUGCUGUCUUAUUUGUUUACCCUUUUUCACCCCCAAGUCUGUGCUUCUUGGCCCUCAUUUGAGGGUGGUGUGUGUGUAUAUGUGCGUGUGUGUGUGUGCUCCCCCUGGCACAUGGUUGGAAGCUAAACAUCCCCUUCAUGUGGGCAACAGUAAGAAAGAUCUGAAAAUCACACACGCAGCACAGAGCGGUGAAGAGAGAUGGACUGCAGCAGCUACGGCCACGGGGGGAAACCGGAAAUUUAUUGGAAUGUGUUCUCUGGCUUUUUCUACAUUUAAGUCUUCCUGAAAACCUGACUAAACCCACACACACAGCUCAGUGCUGUCAUGGCCUCUUUGAGUUUUUUUUGUAUGGUACAUAAAAUUGAGAUUCUUUUUACAUGAAUGCUUGUUUUCUUACAAAAACAGCAACAGCAAAGAAAACUUCUAGUGACGAGUAACUUGCAAGUAUGUGUUUAUGUUGGGCAGCGGGUUUAGCGCGCUACUUUAUAACUUCAUUCAACACUGCUGUGUCUGUUUCAUUAAUCGCACACAAUCUCUUCAUUGAAGUUUCAUUCCUAUUUUUGUCCUUUUUCUUUCAUUCAGAUAAUAUAAUCUACUUAAACACUUACCUCUAGUGAGCCUCAGCCAGAAUUGAUUUUUUCCACAAAGCGUACAUUGUUUCUUUUGGACUUUUGCUCAUACACUUUUUUUUUGAGUGGACACACAUUUUAAAUGAACCUCAUUAUAACAAAGUUACAUUACACACACCUUGCCAGGAACAUAGACGAGGCCAUUAGAUCAAACACUUUUCUAUUUCCUGUUACGCAAACAUUUAGACUGUUUUUGCCAACAUCCUGUGUUCAGUUUGUCUUGUGUCAGAUCUCAUUUAGCAUUUACUUUUCUACGAGACAAGCAAUUUCUGAGACACAUGAACUGUACACUUCAGUGUGUUAGAAGCUCAGGCUUUUCUAACGGACCUGAAUCGUGCUCCUUAUGAUAUGCCUUUUACGUUUCACUCCACUCAUAUAAAACAUCUCAUAAAACAUGGUACACAUUGUGUGCACACCAGAAAGUUUUCCAUUUGAAAAUACUGCCUAGAUUAAAGGACUAGCUAAAACCAUUGAAUAAAUUCUCAUUGAUCAUACACACAGGCUGUGCAACGGCAUUUGUGCUGUGUGUCACAAAUCCUCCAGUCUGACCGAGAGCUUUCUUAGGGCUAGAACACAAGUCGACUCUCACUCUUCAUGCCAAACCCACACUCGCGCACUGUUCUUGCACUAUAGGACUCUCAGCACUUAGCCAAGUGGCUCUUCAUUUCUCUAUAUUUAUACGUGUUUGUGGUUUUAUUUAUUGGUUCAUAUGUUUCAGUUGCUGUAUAUAUGAAGCAGUACUGUAGAACAUGAACUGUAGCAUAGAUGGCAUGUUACUUGCAAGUUACUUUCUUCCUUUUUUUUUUCCUCUACAUGGUGAGUGUGUAUAUAGAACAAACAUUUUUAAGGAAAAGAUUCUUCACCAAAACUUGAAUCCUGGCUUUUAAGUAGUAGUGAUUUUGUUAGACGUUUUUAUUUUUUAUUUAAGUUUUGUGCCAUUUUUUUUUUUGCCUCACCAAAAUGACCUUACCUUUUAUGGGUUUUGUUUUUGUCUCUGUUUACAGACAUGUAUUUAUUGCAUUGUAUAUAUUGUAAUGUUUAUUGUAAAUGAUAAGCGAUUCUUACUCUAUCAUCCCUAAUGGCGAUGGUGUUGCUGUAUUUAGUAAACUCUUGUUGAGAGAAUGUUUAUUAUAGCUAUUAUACAAUGUAAAGAUUCUGUAAAAAUGAAAAUGGAAGUAGACACCUUUGAGCUUGUUUAAUGGAGAACCAGGGGAAAGCCAAACGAUAUGACGCCACUGGUGUUUGGCCCCAGGGCUGUGCCUUAACUUCAGCAUCUCUAGAUUUCUCUUUAUUCGUCCCUCUUUCUGGACAAGAGAGCAGUAGUGCACAUGGGGAAGUUCCGCCCGUUUUGCUACCUGAGUAUCAGAGUAAGUGCUACAUUGUAAAGCUAUGGAUCUGUAUGCUGCUGCAGUUUUUUGCAUCGAGACUGGCACAAAAGUAAACAUUCUUUGUUCAUUGCCUGGCUUUGAAUGCCACACGCAAUGCACCCCAAUGCAAUAGACACACACAUGUAGGAGAACGGUGGGCUAGCUGGCUGCAUAUAUCCACUCUUAAGUUGUAUUUUCAUGCUGUUCUGAAAUGUGUUCAGGUGCUGUGUGCUACCGUCGUCUCAUCCAGCCUUGUAGAUGUGCUCAUGCACUAAGCAAAACUUUAGAGUUUGUAUGUCGAGAGCCUUUUUUUCUGACACGCAUACUGUAGAUUAUAGCAGCCCUGGACCAAAGCCAAAGUCGUGGCUAUUAUUAUUAUUAUUAUUAUUAUUAUUAUUAUUACUUGUAUUUUUCAGUGUCAUUAAAAGGUACAUAAACUGGUACUUCAAAAUUUAAUUCAUUAGGUUACAUCUUUCAAUGACCUUAAACUUUUUACACUUCUUUCACUGGAUACAUUGUCGUUUGACAGAACUGUAGAUUCUGCUUCACUCAGUUUGAAGAACAUUUAAAACAAGAGGAAACAUUUUUAUAUGCAACAUAAAAAAAUAAAAGCAUGAGUUCAUUAA
Molecule: messenger RNA, 11468 nt
Organism: Pangasianodon hypophthalmus (striped catfish)
Lineage: Eukaryota; Metazoa; Chordata; Actinopteri; Siluriformes; Pangasiidae
Product: cAMP-specific 3',5'-cyclic phosphodiesterase 4D
Exons: 16
Coding region: 6438-8639 (733 amino acids)
Biological process (GO): signal transduction
Cellular component (GO): nucleus; perinuclear region of cytoplasm; cytosol
Molecular function (GO): 3',5'-cyclic-AMP phosphodiesterase activity
Source: RefSeq, a predicted model, not a curated record